AUAAGAUAAAGAAAUUUCAUUUUAAUUGUGUUCCGUUUGAACUGUAUUAAAUACAAUGAAUGUCUCGUCUCAUUUUAAAUACUAUAUAAUUUAAAGAACGUGCAGUGUCAUAAUAUUCUAAGGCCGACCGUGCUGAAUCUGGAAUCCAGUGAUACACGAAUAUCAAAAUGGCUGAGAACAAAAACAGCAAUAGCCAACAGCAACCUAUUGUCAAAAUAGGACAUUACAUUCUUGGACAAACACUUGGUGUUGGUACAUUUGGCAAAGUAAAAAUUGGUGAACAUCAAUUAACUAAACACAAGGUAGCAGUAAAAAUUCUUAACAGACAAAAAAUUAAAAGUCUUGAUGUGGUAGGGAAAAUACGUAGAGAAAUUCAAAAUCUGAAACUUUUUCGUCAUCCUCAUAUUAUUAAAUUAUAUCAAGUUAUUAGUACCCCAACUGAUAUAUUUAUGAUUAUGGAAUAUGUGUCUGGUGGUGAACUAUUUGACUAUAUUGUCAAGCAUGGAAAACUUAAAGAGUUUGAAGCACGACGCUUUUUUCAACAAAUAAUAUCAGGUGUUGAUUAUUGUCACAGACAUAUGAUUGUACAUAGAGAUCUAAAACCAGAAAACCUAUUAUUAGAUCAUAAUUUACAUGUAAAAAUUGCUGAUUUUGGUUUGUCUAAUAUGAUGAUGGAUGGAGAAUUUUUAAGGACAAGUUGUGGAUCUCCUAAUUAUGCUGCUCCAGAAGUAAUUUCUGGUAAAUUAUAUGCUGGACCUGAAGUAGAUAUAUGGUCAUGUGGAGUUAUAUUAUAUGCAUUAUUGUGUGGUUCAUUACCUUUUGAUGAUGAACAUGUCCCUACACUAUUUAGAAAAAUCAAAUCUGGUAUAUUUCCAAUUCCAGAUUAUUUAAAUAAAUCUGUCGUAAGCUUAUUAUGUCAUAUGUUACAAGUAGAUCCAAUGAAAAGAGCUUCCAUAGAAGAUAUUAAAAAACAUGAGUGGUUUCAGCAUGAACUACCAGCAUAUUUAUUCCCUUCUCCAGUUGAUAGAGAUUCUUCAGUUAUAGAUACUGAUGCUGUAAACGAAGUUUGUGAAAAAUUUAGUGUUAAAGAAACAGAAGUUCAUAAUGCUCUGCUGAGUGGUGAUCCUCAUGAUCAAUUAGGAAUUGCAUAUCACUUAAUUAUUGAUAAUAAACGCAUUGCUGAUGAGGCAGCUAAAGCAGAGUUAAAAGAUUUUUAUAUUGCUAGUAGUCCUCCACCAACAAUUGGAAGUCCUGAUGUAUCAUCUUCAUCAUCAAAGCCUCAUCCUGAACGUUUAAUGUCACAUAGAGAACGUGCUCAAUCUAUAGAUCAAAAUACUAGAGGAUCACCAAUGAAAAGAGCAAAAUGGCAUUUAGGAAUUAGAUCUCAAAGCAGACCUAUUGAUAUAAUGAAUGAAGUCUAUAGAGCAAUGAAAGCAUUAAAUUUUCAAUGGAAAGUAAUCAAUCCUUAUCAUAUUCAAGUAAGGCACAUGAACCCUAAAACUGACAAUUAUACAAUGAUCUCACUUCAAUUAUAUCAAGUGGAUUACAAAAGCUAUUUAUUAGAUUUUAAGAGCUUAACUAAUGAUCAACUAGAGAAUGGUAACUUGUCAAAUGUAACAGAAAUUGAUAAUCUAUCAUUACGUCCUGAAAUGGUUCAACCUCCUAAAAAAUAUAUAGGCCAUCAUACUAUGGAAUUUUUUGAAAUGUGUGCAGCUUUAAUUACUCAGCUUGCUCAUUAGACUAGAUUUAAAUUUUUUUAUCCUUAAUAAUCUAUUAUAAAUACAUAAUUACUAUAGAAAUUUUCGGAUGUAAUUUUAUACUUAGAAAAUGAUAUAAAUUCAACCAUUUUUUGCAUAAUAAGUAUUUAAAAUAAUAGAAUGAGAUUUUAAUUUUUAAACUGUUUAUUGAAAUAAUUGAAAAAUGUAUAUUUGUGUUUAUUUAUUACUGUUAAAAGUGUUCAGUAUAAAUAA
Messenger RNA from Daktulosphaira vitifoliae (grape phylloxera), 1970 nucleotides. RefSeq names its product 5'-AMP-activated protein kinase catalytic subunit alpha-2 (gene AMPKalpha). Bases 168 to 1739 code for a protein of 523 amino acids. Lineage: Eukaryota; Metazoa; Arthropoda; Insecta; Hemiptera; Phylloxeridae. Gene Ontology annotation, biological process: protein phosphorylation; intracellular signal transduction. The transcript has 2 exons. Gene Ontology annotation, cellular component: cytoplasm. The record is from RefSeq and is a predicted model, not a curated record. Gene Ontology annotation, molecular function: protein serine/threonine kinase activity; ATP binding.